Messenger RNA from Symbiodinium sp. CCMP2592, 321 nucleotides. The record is from the annotation of a GenBank genome assembly. Lineage: Eukaryota; Dinophyceae; Suessiales; Symbiodiniaceae.
AUGUCCAGGUUCCCUUCUCCGCAUUCGCUCGAUGAACAAGCGAAGCGUCUCGCCGCCCAGGAUCGGGAAGAGAACGGGGAUGGCCUGCCAAGUGCGGACUCUAACGACUCCAACGGCAUCGCCGAGGAGAGUUCAUGGCGGUACCUCGUCUCUGUCCUCCUGGAUGAGAUAGACAUCAACAGCCAUCCAUGGGACAUCCAGGUGACCCUUUCUUCCGACAUGACCAUGCAUCCAGGUGAUCUUUGCGCAGACAGUGCAGCUAGACUACUGGGAAUUGAGGAGAUGGGCAUGCCCUGGUUCAGAGGGUUAGCGCGCGACUAG